Molecule: messenger RNA, 1376 nt
Organism: Drosophila mauritiana
Lineage: Eukaryota; Metazoa; Arthropoda; Insecta; Diptera; Drosophilidae
Gene: SP555
Product: SPRY domain-containing SOCS box protein 3
Exons: 3
Coding region: 11-916 (301 amino acids)
Biological process (GO): proteasome-mediated ubiquitin-dependent protein catabolic process
Cellular component (GO): SCF ubiquitin ligase complex
Molecular function (GO): protein binding
Source: RefSeq, a predicted model, not a curated record
UCGCAACACAAUGUCUGAUGUUGAAGUGGAUCCACUGCAGCCUCACCCCCUUCCCAUAGCGGCUAUUGCCCCGAGGAGGCGUCGUCCAACCGGUCGACGAGGAGGAGGAGCAGGAGGGUUGUCGUCCGGUUCACUGGAUGCAGCAUCUUCCACAUCGCCGCCACCCCGUUUCUGCCCGCUGCCCAAUGGCGUUGAGGAUAACUGGACGUGGAGCAAGCGGCACCGCUCCAAGGAAGUGGUGCUCAGAGGACCCAACUCGCGGACCGUGCACUUCCAUCCCAACUGGAGCAAGGGCACUGCCGGUGUCCAGGGCAAAAGAUCCCUGAACAACGGACGGCAUUACUGGGAGCUCCAUGUCUCGCAGCGCGUCUUUGGCACCUCGAUAAUGUUCGGUAUCGGUACCAAGUCGGCCCGGCUACAUGCCAACGCCUUCCGGAACAUGCUGGGCGAGAACGAGCACGGCUGGGGACUGUCCCACAAGGGUGUGCUCUGGCACGAGGGCGUGGCCCUGCUGUACACGAAGCGGUUCCGCGAGAAUCAACCCACCCAGAUCGGCGUGCUCUUCGACGGCAUCGAGGGCACACUGACCUUCUACAAGGACGGCAAGUGCCUGGGCGUUGCUUUCCGCGGAUUGGAUCAGAUUGAUGAGCCCCUGUACCCCAUCGUAUGCUCUACUGCCGCCAAAACGGAGAUGACCCUAAAGUGCACCAGGAGGGAGUUCGUCAACCUACAGGAUCGCUGUCGGGCGGUGAUCAUGCGCCGCGUGCGAAGCGCUGCGCAGCUGGAGAAGCUGAAGUUGCCGCUGCCCAUCACCGACUAUCUGAGCGAGGUGAUCGAUGAGAAGAAGCCAUUGCGUCAGGUGGAUCCACUGGAGAUGUGCAUUAUGAAUUACGAUUUGUAUGAGGUCCGUGAAUGAUUUUAGUGCCAUCACAUAUUGGAAUGCCCAAUGCCUCCCAGACGAUGCAGUGGCUCCUCUGGGACAUGUGCAUUUCUCGUAGUAGCUUUAGAGCGGGCUAAGGUUAAGCAUCCGGAUAAUAGUCGUCCGACCUUUUGAUUUGUCUUCAUUUGUAGCGAAAAUGUGGGGAAAUAGGCCAAUUUGGUGCAAUAUUUGUGAUAUAAGAAAUGAGAGUAUAUGUAUGAAAACGUUUUUCGGGGCUUCAAGUGCUUGUUGCUAGAAAAUCGAAAAAUAAGCUAGAGCUAAGCAUAUUUUUCGAUAAAGAUGAGUGUGAAAUCUAGUCAAAAAGAACACGCUGCUAAACUAAUUUUGUAAAUUCGCAGACAGCAAUUAAGGCCUAAGUACUGUAAUGUAACAAAAUGGAAAUGUGUCUAGUCAUAAAUUGCAAAUAAAGCAAAGUGUAAUUUAGUAAAAAUUAUUU